This is a messenger RNA of Thamnophis elegans (Western terrestrial garter snake), 5099 nucleotides long. It is a transcript of the gene NSUN2, whose product is annotated as NOP2/Sun RNA methyltransferase 2. Lineage: Eukaryota; Metazoa; Chordata; Lepidosauria; Squamata; Natricidae. The record is from RefSeq and is a predicted model, not a curated record. Gene Ontology annotation, biological process: tRNA methylation. Gene Ontology annotation, cellular component: nucleus; cytoplasm. Gene Ontology annotation, molecular function: tRNA binding; tRNA (cytidine-N5)-methyltransferase activity.
CUUACGCGCACGCGCGCGAGCGACCCAUCGCCGAAUGGGGAGUCUGCUGAGGCGGCGGUUUCAGCGCAUCGGACGUGAGGCGGUGGGGAUUCUGACUUCGGGCUUGGGCCUGUUCGCGCCCCAAGCCUUGUGGCGGCAGUGUCCGGGGCUUGUGAUGGGCCGCAGGCAACGCCGAAGACAGCAGCAGCAGCAGCAGAGCCGCGAGGGAGGCUCCCAGGGCUGGUCCGAUGGUGGCUAUCCGGACAUCGUGAAGGAGAACGCGUCGUUUGAACACUACUAUGGGCACCUUGGCAUCGUGCCUCAGGAGGAGUGGGAGAGCUUCCUGGCUACCCUGCGGGAGCCUCUGCCAGCCACCCUGAGGAUCACAGGCUAUAAGAGCCAUGCCAACGAAAUUCUCCGUUGUUUAAAAGAGAAGUAUUUCAAGGAAAUAGAGAAUCUGGUGGUGGAUGGUCAGAAAAUUGAAAUGCCGCAGCCAUUAAGCUGGUACCCCGAGGAGUUGGCAUGGCAUACAAACCUAAACAGAAAAAUCUUGCGGAAAUCUCCCCAAUUAGAAAAAUUUCAUCAUUUUCUUGUUAGUGAAACUGAAUGUGGGAAUAUUAGUCGUCAGGAAGCUGUCAGUAUGAUCCCUCCAUUGCUUCUUAAUAUUCAGCCUCAUCACAAGAUUCUAGAUAUGUGUGCUGCACCUGGGUCCAAGACUGCCCAACUUAUUGAGAUGCUUCAUGCAGACAUGAGUAUUCCUUUUCCAGAGGGAUUUGUAAUUGCAAAUGAUGUAGACAACAAGCGUUGUUAUCUGCUAGUUCAUCAGGCAAAGCGGUUGAACAGUCCUUGUAUUAUGGUUAUAAAUCAUGAUGCCUCAAGUAUCCCUAAUAUACAGAUCAAUACUAAUGGGAAAAAAGAGAUCCUCUUCUAUGACAGAAUAUUAUGUGAUGUUCCUUGCAGUGGAGAUGGAACCCUGAGAAAAAACAUUGAUAUAUGGAAAAAGUGGAGUACACAUAAUAGUUUGCAACUACAUGGACUACAGCUGAGGAUUGCAACUCGUGGAGCUGAACAGCUGGCUGAAGGAGGUAGAAUGGUGUACUCUACCUGUUCAUUGAAUCCUAUUGAAAAUGAAGCUGUCAUUAGUUCUCUGCUGGAAAAAAGUGAAGGUGCCUUAGAACUUGCUGAUGUCUCUUCUGAGUUGCCAGGGUUGAAAAGGUUGCCAGGCAUUACAAAAUGGAAGGUAAUGACCAAAGAUGGUAAUUGGUUUGAAGACUGGAAAGAAGUUCCUCCUAGCAAGCAUACACAGAUCCGCCCCACAAUGUUCCCUUUAAAAGAUGAACAAAAACUUAAAGCAUUACAUUUGGAGCGCUGUUUUAGAAUUUUACCACAUCACCAGAAUACUGGAGGUUUCUAUGCUGUAUUAAUUAAAAAAUCACCUAUGCCAUGGAAACAGACGUCAGCCCAGGUUCAGAAUAAGUUGCCUCAGAAGACUGGAGAUUUAAUGCCUGCAGAUGCAGAACAGGAUCCUUUAGAAAGUGAAGGUCCUAUAAUGCAAGAUGCAAAAGAUGGAGAGACCUCAGUAACUGAGAGUGUGGAGAACAAGAAGGAUGGAGUUUGUGGACCUCCACCAUCUAAAAAAAUGAAGCUUUUUGGAUACAAAGAAGAUCCAUUUGUUUUUCUUCCCACAGACGAUCCUUUGUUUCCUCCUAUUCAGAAAUUUUACGCACUGGAUCCUUCAUUCCCUAAGAUGAAUUUGUUAACUCGUACUCAAGAAGGAAAGAAGAGACAGGUGUAUAUGGUUUCCAAGGAGAUACGGGAUGUACUGUUGAACAACAGUGAAAAGCUAAAGGUUAUUAAUACAGGAAUUAAAGUGUGGUGCCGCAAUAAUGAUGGAGAUGGUUGUGCCUUCAGAUUAGCACAAGAGGGGGCAUAUACAUUGCAUCCUUUCAUCAGUGCCAGAACUAUUAAGGCUGGCAUAGAAGAUAUUAAAAUUUUGUUAACUGAAGAAAAUCCAUUCUUAAGCAGGUUCAGUAAUGAAUCACGCAGUCAACUGAAUGGAAUGGCUAUGGGGAGCAUAGUCUUAAAAUAUGAACCAGACCAAAGCAAACAAGAUUCCCAUCAGUGCUCUGUUUUGCUGUGUGGUUGGCUUGGCAAGACAUCCCUUCGUGCCUUUGUGCCCAAGAAUGAGAGAUUGCAUUACCUGAGAAUGAUGGGACUUGAGGUAUUCAAAGCAAAAAGGAAAGAAGAAAAUUUAGAAGGUCAGUUGGAAGCGGCAUCUAUAGAUACAUCGGGGCAAGUGCUAGAAGAAGUGGAACUUGAAUGUAAAACCAAAAACAUCAAUCAGUUACCGACAAUAAAAGAAGAUGAAUUGAAUGGACAGCAUGAAAAAAUAUUAUUGGAAGCCCGCACAGUAGAAAACCUUUCUUCCACUGACAAAGAUGAAAAUACCAGAAAUAUGCAAAGCAAAAGUAAUGUUGACAUUAUGGGGAAAAAAGACUAAAAAGUCAAUUUGCAUUGACUAUUCAUGUGCAUUUUUUAUAAUUAUGUACUGCAAAGCAUUUAAAAUAAUUUUAAUAAAGCAUUUCAGUUGUUGAGAAAUGUGGUACACAAUUACUUUAUAAGAGUUUUUCCCCAAUCUUUUUGGUAUAAAUUGUUUUAACCAAAUGAACAGCAUAUUGCAAUCACUUCAGUGAAUUUGUUUCUAUCAAUGGAUUUGAAUCACUAAAAUGAUAUGCGUCAUUUUAGAAAUUAAAUAGCUUUAUUGAUAUAUUAAUAUACCAUAAUUUAUAAAUAUGAUUAUGAUUUUUUUAUCUUUGGGAGAGAAUUUUAUCUUUCAUGCACUCUUAGUAAUUGUUAUUGUUCCUCUGAAUUCAUGCAACAAAAAUGAAUUAUGUUGACAGUAUACAGUAGCCUAGAUUUGAGCUGUGUAAUUAUAAGUCCUAAAAUUCAGUUUCAGUUCAAAAUUUAUGUAUUAGUUUUAUAUCAUUUUCUUUUCCCCAAAUCUGGAUUUUACACUUGAUAAUUGAUUCUAGAUUGGAAUUUGGAGAAACAUCUGAAAAAUUAAUGUCACUAUAUUCAUCCAAAAUGUGGUCCUUUUUUUAAUGAUUGGUUCCACUAACUUUGGGUUGCCACAGUGAAUUAUGCAGCUUAUAUUAAAAUCACAUGUUUCUGUUUACCCAAAUUAAUGCUAAGAUUGUGUAUCUUAGCAUUACUUUAUAUACUUUGUAUCACUUUAUGCUGUGAUUGCCUGGAUUUUAUAUCACCAAAAUUAAAUGUCUUGGUUCAGAGGAUAUACUUAAAACCCUCAAUCUUGCUGUAUUCCCCCAAAAUCUAAACCAGAGUUUAAUAUUGAAUUGGCCCAUCAAAUACAGGUUUUAAUACUUCUGUUUUAGCCAUCAUAAUGAUUAAUCUGAUAGUCAGUAUUUUUAUGUAGCACAGCUGUAGUACCUUAUUUUUCAUGUUCUUUUGAUUUCUGGGAUUUAAGGGUUCCUUCCCCCUCAAGCCCUCCAAUCUACAAUAUAACCUCCCUCCAGAUGUUGAAUUAUAUCAUUUCUUGAACAAUUUUGUUCAUUAAAUGAAACAACAUUACCAGACACAUUUUCUAAAUCCAUUCCUUCCAGAUUGGACUUCUAGAAUAUUGCUAAUGGAAGUAGCUGUUAAAAGUACAUUCCAAAUAAUUAUGUAUCUUAACAUUGACGUUCUAAGUCCUUUAGGUUUUAAUGUUUGCUGGUUUAUUUUAAUAACAGACAUCAAUUCUUUGUGUGUCUUCAUUUGAAUUGAAAACUAUUCACACAUUUAUCCUCAACCACAGCAAAAUUGCUAGUAAGUAAAUGAUAACAAAUAAGUGCAAUUUACACUGCAUUAAAUUGUUUCUACUAAGCUUUUGUGGGGAUGUAGUUGAAUCAAACACAAACGUGGGUUUGGUAAAAAAAAAAUUCUACUAAUGAAAUGUAGGUGAUUAUUUGGGGUCAGGCCAUGUUGGUUUUGAGGUAUUCUAUAGAUCAUCAGGACUUCACACUUCGAUGAGUGUGUGUGUAUGUGUAAGAGCAAGUGUACAAAGUAAUCAGUAAAGUUUUGCUCUUAUUUUAAAUUUACUGGGUCUCCGUGUAUUCCAAAGAACUGGUUGUGACUCAGUGUGUGGUUGAAAGUGUGAUUGUUGACCAGAGUUCUGAGUGACAAGCCAUAAGCUGAACCUGGCACCAUGUGUAACUGCCCCAAGGUUUUUGUGACUACCCAUCCCAUAAUUCCCCAAACAUUGAGAGACUGUCAAUGCCUUAAUUAAUUCAUUGUUUAUGCUUUCAUGUGGAGGGGCAGGGAGUCUCAGGUUAGGCAGAAAUUAGGCAUGAGAAAAAUGGAGCUAGUGGUUAUGAUUCUCUAGUGGGUAAAAUCCAGUAUCCUCCUGCCAUUGAUCAAACCCAUCUAUGUUUAUGUUAACUUGUUUAAACUAAUUAAAUUAGACUAAUUAACAUUAUUGCAUUUUCAAAAAGAUAUGUAAUAAUUUUCAUAAAACUGCUUUCUUUCAGUUGAUUUUUAUUUACAAAAAGGGAACCAAGCUUAUUUGCUAUAGCAAAGCAAACAAAAGUAAAUGUAAAAUAAAAUCCAAGACUGGAAUUUUUAUUAUGACAUUUUUUUUUGGCCUACAGCCCACUUGGUAGCAUACGUUUUGCAUACAAAGAAGGUAGGGUAAAAUAAUAAAAACGUAAUUUAUAUCUGCUAUUGCUAAUCAGCCCAACAAUAAAUAGAUGAAUCAGAGAUCUGGAUAUAAUUUAAAAAUGACAAGCCAGUAUUCUUGUAAAUUCAGUUUACAAAUUAAAAUAGUUUUUGUAAUCUAGGACUACUCCAAGAAAUAAUAAUUGGAAAGCAUGAUUAAAAAUUCUAAUUCUAGCAACACUUCUCUUGGAAAUGAAAUGUUGACUACAUCCAGAAGGAAGUUUCAUCUACAUACAAACAACUUUAGAGAGUUUUGGAUUUUUUAAAAAUCAUUCUUGAUUUCAAAUAUAUACUAGCUGAAUGCCUGUUCUCUGCUACGAAACUAUGUGAUCAGGCUUGAUAAAUUGACACAGCUUGAAAAUAAAUGAGUAGUUACUAUUGGCCUCUCCUCUACCCUUCUCUCCCUCAGG